AUGUGUAACCCAGAGUUCAACGACAUAUCCCUCCAACACCGAGGCCGCGUCCUGGCCGCGUUCAGAAGUUCUCUCGAUGAAGACAAUAGCCUCACAAGUGAAAUGCGCCUUGCCAUCGCAAUGGUAAUGUGCGCAUUGGAAACAAUCUCAGAUGGAACGAGCGUGGGUUGGACAUGUCAUGUUGCUGGUGCAGCAGCAUGUCUCGACUCAAUCCGAUCGUCAAGAAACUUGAGCUUUGAAGCAAAGUGGCUACUUCGGUUUUUCGCCUAUCACGAUAGCUUGACAAGUAUAUCGCUGGAUCGGAAGCCUUUAUUGACGGGCGAUUACUGGAUGUCGAGCGAUGAUGCACUGGCAGAUCCAUAUUGCGCUUAUGCUCCGAGGAUUAUUUUCUACCUAUCCGAGAUAAGUGUCUUGAGCACAAUCGAAUCUGACGAAGAGAUGCUACAGAAGGCGUACGAAAUUGCUAAUGGUCUUGCAGAGUGGAAGUGCAAGGCUGGCAUCACGAGCGAUGAGCCUCUUGCCCUGUUGAGUGAGACAUAUCGCGGUGCGGCGUUCAUAUACCUCGAGUCAGUUCUACGAAAACGGUUCUCACAACAUAUUGUGGCGGAAGUAGUACCAGGAGGGAUUGCGACGCAUAUUGAGGCUAUAUCUAGCCUGUCAGACAGGAUACCCCAAGGCGCAUUCGCGGAAUGCUCUUUACUGUUUCCUCUUUUUGUUGCUGGAAGUAGAGCUGAGAAUGCAAGACAAGCCAGUGUCAUCAGAAAAAGAUUGGUGGCAAUGAAUAAGUGGAGGAAGUUCAAGAAUGUUGAUGCUUGUGUUGAUGUUCUUGAUGAGAUUUGGACAGUCAACGGACCGAGGGCAGUUGCAUGGCAGGACGUGUCAAAGCAUCGUGGUUGGAACUUGGCUUUGUUUUGA
Molecule: messenger RNA, 915 nt
Organism: Fusarium tjaetaba
Lineage: Eukaryota; Fungi; Ascomycota; Sordariomycetes; Hypocreales; Nectriaceae
Product: C6 transcription factor
Exons: 1
Coding region: 1-915 (304 amino acids)
Biological process (GO): positive regulation of transcription by RNA polymerase II
Cellular component (GO): nucleus
Molecular function (GO): transcription cis-regulatory region binding; DNA-binding transcription factor activity
Source: RefSeq, a predicted model, not a curated record